GACCGUGUUGCCCUUAGGGUUAGGGUUGCCGUGACAGCGGAACAGUCUUGGGUUCCAGAAAAUCGUUGCCCAGGCAAGCGGGCGGGCGGGUUUGUUGGGGCGUCCGGGCGGCUGUCGCCUCGUUCCCGGGGAAAGGCGAGCGGGCCCUCCGCGCCCGGACGCGCUUUGUCCCCGCCGGCCUCAUGGAGCGCGCCGGGGCCAUGACGGACAUGUACGACCAGGCGUUGCUGGGCAUUUUGCAGCAUGUGGGCAACGUCCAGGAGUUCCUGAACACCCUCUUCGGCUUCCUGUACCGCAAGACCGACUUCUACCGGCUGUUGUUGCAGCCGUCGGACCGGCUGGGCUUCCCGCCCGGCGUGGCGAAGAACAUGGCCGUUCGGGCAUUCAAAACCUUUGAACAUCUGGCCCGUCAAGAUGAUGAGAAAAGACAGCAAGAAAUUGAGGAGAAGUUGAAGAAAAGAGAGGAGGACAUGGUGGCUGCAGGAGAGAGAUCAAAGGUGCCUUUUGCAGUUGAGGAGGUUGAGAUCACCUCAGCAGUGGACCAUGACUCUGGAUUGGAAGGUGGAAAGCCUGCAGAUUUGGAAGAGCCUGUGACACUAGAAGAAACAGUAGAAGCACAAGUCGCUAAUACAACAGCCGAGCUGCCAGUAUCUGUUGCUGCCCCUGUAGAAACUGAACAAACAGAAUUCCCCAGGAAACAGGAACAAUUCCAGGCAAAUCCUGACAGUUACAAUGGAGCUGUGCGAGAGAACUACACUUGGUCUCAAGACUAUAGUGACCUGGAAAUUAAAGUUCCAGUGCCCAAGCAUAUUCUGAAAGGCAGACAGGUUUCUGUGGACAUCAGCAGUAGUUCAAUCCAUGUGGCAGUGGUAGAGGGAAGUGGACGCCGUGUGCUCAUGGAAGGCACCCUUACCCACAAGAUCAACACAGAGAACUCUGUCUGGAGUCUAGAACCUGGAAAAUGCAUUCUAAUUAACCUGAGCAAAGUAGGUGAAUACUGGUGGAGUGCCAUUUUGGAAGGCGAAGAACAGAUUGACAUUGAUAAAAUCAAUAAGGAGCGUUCCAUGGCCACAGUGGAUGAAGAAGAGCAUGCAGUGCUGGACAGACUGUCUUUUGAUUAUCAUCAGAAGCUUCAGGGCAAGCCCCAAAGCCAUGAGAUGAAAGUCCACGAGAUGCUGAAGAAGGGCUGGGAUGCCGAAGGCUCUCCAUUCCGAGGGCAGAAGUUUGACCCCUCCAUGUUCAACAUCUCUCCGGGGGCCGUGCAUUUUUGAUGGUCGCGAGUGAGGAGGGGGACAUCGCCUUCGUCCUUGGGAUGAACCUGACACGACUGCCAGACUCUUCCAUCCGGUGACAUCGAAGGGUCCCUUUUUUGUCCCUGCUUGUUCUUUGGGCUUCUUUGUAAAAUGACAGACUGUUAAAAUGGUUGGUGUGUGUGGGCUUGGUUUUGGGGAGGGGGCAGAGAGGGAACUGAAGUGCGAACGUGGGUGUAAGUCCUUCCCUCCAGCGCCAGGUUGGUGCUUUUGAUAUUUAUGUGGGGGAAGCCUAGCAAAAGCAGCAUUACGUACUGUGUCACCACGGCAACCAGCAGCUGCUGGUAGCAUUUCCUCUUCUCCUUAAUGGAUUCAUUUGUUGCUUGGGGUUGUGGGGGGAGAGGAGAGGUUGGUUGAAGGUAUUCCUCCUCCCCUUUUCAGAAAUAGAUACAGCUGGAUGAAAUGUUGACAGCUUCUCUCUGGCUUCCUUGAAACCGCCUUCUGCGUGUAUGUCUCCCCGUACCAGCUCUAGGGAACCCGCAGUCCUCAUGGCAUUGGGCAGCGACAGCCCUCUCUAAGCCCUGACAAUCUGCAAUCAGUGUCAUUUGAGCACCAUCUAAAUUGUUGGGUUUGGUCCUUGAGUCCCAAGGAGUGGGAGGUGAACGUUGGAGGCUCAGGCAAGUCCCUGAAAAGGACCCAGCGCGGAAGGUGGCACUUGCUCCAGCGUUUCUGUGAUGGUCUGCGAAGCCCAGCCAUAAGAUAACCCAGUACAAAAGAGCACACUGGAGUUCUUCAUGCUGUGGUUUUGCUUGUUCGUUUCCUUUUGUUUUUGUGAUUCAGUGAUUUAAUGCUCAGAAAACUGCAGGGGUUUUUUUCUUUCUUUCUUUCUCUCUCUCUCAUUUUGGUUUUACCCAAAUGUUCUUGCUAGGAAGCUUUCUGAGCUCAUGCCCCCAUUUUCCUCAUUUCCCCAUCUAUGAUUAUAUGAAGUGCAUAAUUGUAUUUUAUGCAUUUCUGGGAUUUCUAUCAACAGGAGAUGGGGGUAAUCAGGACCCUCUGGCAGAGGUUUUAAGAACCCUUUUUGUGUAUAGCAGUCCCAACAAAAUUGGCCUCCCCUCCCCCAGCUGCUGUUUACCCAGAAAGAAAACUGAUAUUAAGACCAAUAGUAAUUUUCCUCCUAGGUCAAAGCAAUUUCCAUAUGUGUGUAUGCAUGUGGCCAUUGUGAUUACCUUCUCUAGCUCUUUUUUUUUUAUAAAGAGUAUCAAACAAGGAAAAGUUGUGAAGUGCAGUCUCACAUUUUACUAGUGAUCUAGUUUGUUUCUUAAAGGCAUACAAUUUUCUUUGAAUCCAGGCUACCAGCUUUCAGGAAGCAAAGACAGCUGCUCCUAAGGAGGACUGUCCUCCUAUGGCUGGGCAGGCUAGAUCUUUUUAGGGAUCUUUUAACCAUCCCCAUACUUGUAGCACUAUAUAAGAACCCUUUUGGUAUAAAUUGUGUAAGUAACAAGAAAUAGCUAUACACAAAAAGGAAAUGAAGAGAUGGUACAUUUCCAUUUGUCUAUUUAUAACAAAAGGCCCACCCUGUCAAAAGAUUAAAAAGCACAUUUUAGGUGAGUUGUAUCUGUAAAUAGGCUACUCAGAGACUAAAAGACCUAUCUCCUCUAUUCUAUAUUGAAGAAGGGGUCUGCUGAUAGAACACAUACUGCUUGGGAGCUCAGUUUCCCUGAGGGAAUUAUAAUUUUGACAACAAAGUUCAUCAAAUAACUGUAGAGUCUAAUUUCACUGAGGAGGUAUCCUUCCAGAAGGUGUUCCACCCUGUGACAGCUGGGCAAAGAAUUGACAAAAAGAUUUGCUUAUUCAGAGGCGAUAUUUUCCUUCCAGCAAGCUGAAAGCAAAUUGAAGAAUUAUUUCCAAUAUGGGAUGUCAGCUGGUUCCUUAUUGCUGCAACUGAUGUGUUAAUGACUGAUCAGUAGGAGAGAAAACAGAAUGAAGAUGUCAUAUAAGGAACCAGAAAGCAGCAUAUAAUGUCAAGGAAUAUGGAUCUAGAGAACUUUGUUUGACUUGGAAACAUGUUGGUUAUCUGCAUCAUUUUAGACUAUGACUGAGUAAAAUAUUGGGCUGCACAAAAUAUCCUAUUAAAACAUACGAUUGGCUUAGAGGCAAAUGCAUUCACUAGGUCUCUCUGUGAGUAGGUUGGCUAAUGAACCAUCUAUGGUUUGAUUAGCCACACUUAGCAUGACAUGCAACUGCAGGAUUCUAGAAAGAAAUGGGAGAACAUAGCCAUGGUUUAUUUUUAGUUUAAUGACAGCAUCAUUCCUGAAUUCUUCUAGGCAGAUGAAGCCAGAGUCAGCUUGUUGGUCAUACCUGCUUGACGGCAGAGAUAGUGAGCUCUUGAACCAACUCUUAUGGCUUACGGGCAUGUGCAAAAGUUGAAUCACCCUGUAGCUGAUGUAGGGAGAAUAUCAGUCCUUGGAUUGCUCCGAUUUUCAUAGCGAGGAAACACCUCACCUCUUUUUUGAGAAAUAUAGCUAACUGCUCCCUUUAACAGAAGGCUGUCCACAAUGUGAGUUUUUUGGAAGUGUCCUAGACAAGAGUUCAGCAAUCCAUUCAGAAGAGACAGAGUGCUGUGGCCAUUGUGGCAAGAUAGUACACAAGAACCAUUACCUUGGCAGAGAGCAGCCAUUCUGUUAUGUGCUUUCUGGUGUAUUACAUGCCCCCAGGGCAGCAGCUGCAGGGCCACAAAAGCAGCAACUGAAGCAGGCAAACAUUCAGCUGUGAUGUGAUGGGCAGGGCUGGAAUUCCAACCCGACACACGCAAGUCAAGGGCCCCUUUGAUAUGGGCCUGCACAUGCUUCAGAAGAUGGUGGCAUCAGCUGCCACAGGAAACAGAUAAUGUAGUUUAUUCAGCAGUAGCCGUUCCUGCACAAUCCAGUUGCUGAGGAAAGGAAAGCGGUAUGUUGGCUGUGGAAAGUGGGCCUGGACAAUCCUGCGCUCUCUGGAUUUUUAAAUAUUUUUUUCUCCUUCAGGAGACCUGCACUUAAUAUUAUAGCCAUUUUCUGCCAAGGGGUGAGUCCUCACUCACAUAUGCCAUCAACUGUACGCCAUAGCCCUUUUAUGAAUGCCUGUGUCCCAAACAGCACUUCGUGUUAGACCAGCUUCCUUUAAGCAAUCAGCCUCUAAUUACGUAUAGGUAACAGUAUUUUGUUGUUCUAGUGUCUAAUCUUUUUCCUUAAAGGAAAAGAGCUAAAGAGUUGAGAGCUCAACUGCCAGUAAGUGCUUCUCUGUUUUACAUAAUUUAUUAUUUCUAAAGCACCUACAGUAAAAUCAACCAGGCAAGGGCUUUGAGGUUUGUCUAAAGUGCGGUGCGUGGUUCCUAGGAGCACAUUAUUCUGAAGAGCUUCACAAGACCUGCUACCGACUUGUAUUUUGUCCCCUGUCCACCCACACAUUCAUUGUUGAAAAAGGCCUUGGAUCUUAGAAACACAUUUGUGGGCAUUUCUGAGUUUUGAGUUUCCGUAGAAAUGAAGCGCUUCUAGUUCCAGUGUGCUUGAGGGUGGCUCGCUUAACAAAUCUCAAGAAGGAUAAUUCAAAGGGGGGUGGCUCUCUGUAAGAGAAAUGCAUCCUCCCUUUCUAGAACUAAAAGAGCCUGUUCAGUUCACUAAACAAAGCAGUUCAGUGGUUUUGGUUAAGUUUCCAGCUAAGAAAAAAAGCAGGAGUGCACUGUGUUGAUCAUUCCAGCGAGUCUAUGUAAUGGCUGUUAACAGAAAGUAAAUGAUCAAAACUUUACCAUGAAUAGCUUGCUACCAUACAGGUUUGUAGCAAAAUGGGAAUGGGAAACAACAUGCUAAAAAACUCAGUGAUUAUAUCAACUUGAUUUUAGUCCUACAAGUAUUCUGGGAAGCAGACAAUACAAAGUAUUUGCCAUUACUGUCCCACAGUAUAUCUUCUGUCCAAAUAAUACACAAUUAUUGAAUUAGAACUGGAGUGGGGAGGUGGGAGGAAUUGAAGCUGUCCUACAAAAGUGGGGCCACCUGGAGAAAUGUGGUUUUACUUUUAAUAUCUAAUCUUCAACCCAACUAUUGUAUAGAGCCAGGUCAUUCAGCAUUCGGUUGGAGAUUACCCUGCACUGUGGCCUAGCUUUCUGUUAGCAGAAGAUAGUCCCCAGGAUGCUUAGUUUCUAGGAGAAAUGCCUCUGCUUAUUCUGUAUCCAUUCAGUGUUUUGCUUUCUCUUCUCAUCAAGUCAAGAAUCCAAUGCAUGGGGUGACUCUUUCCAGCUUUAUACAGCCCUCCAGUUCUCUACUGCAGCCUUUGUUAAACUCAGUUCUGCUCUCUCACUGAAAACAUGAUGUGGAAGGAGGGUUGUUAAGCACUUAGUAAGCCUACAGUUCAAAAAUGCCACAAAUUCUGUAUGCUUGGAGCAAGCUUAUUUCUGAUUUUUUUAUUUUAUCUUAUUCCUUGGAAAAUGGAUGAUGUUUCUAGCUGUUGUUGAGGGCAUCCUGUUACAUUUUGAUCCUUCUAAGAACUGCAGUGCUGCUGUUGCCAUCCAAGACUAACAAAAGAGAUGUGGUGCUUCAGACAUUCAAUUAGUAGAAUGUUCUCUCUAUCUACCUGCUUGCAAUAAAAAGGUUUUUUAUGCAAGGG
Candoia aspera is the source of this 5885-nucleotide messenger RNA. It is a transcript of the gene NUDCD3, whose product is annotated as NudC domain containing 3. Lineage: Eukaryota; Metazoa; Chordata; Lepidosauria; Squamata; Candoiidae. Gene Ontology annotation, biological process: protein folding. The record is from RefSeq and is a predicted model, not a curated record. Bases 183 to 1271 code for a protein of 362 amino acids. Gene Ontology annotation, cellular component: cytoplasm. The transcript is spliced from 6 exons.